Pipistrellus nathusii (Nathusius's pipistrelle) is the source of this 387-nucleotide messenger RNA. NCBI's taxonomy places the organism in Eukaryota, Metazoa, Chordata, Mammalia, Chiroptera, Vespertilionidae. The record is from the annotation of a GenBank genome assembly.
AUGGGCGGACACCCCUCCGCCCGGGAGCAGCGUGGGAGCCCGCCGCUUUGGGGGCUGAGCCUGCUCUCUGUGCGUCUGGUGGGGCCGGGUCUCCCGGCCGUGGCAGAUGGUGUGUCCCCAGGGCUUGCCGGUUUGCACGCAUGCCAGCAGGUGCCCCCAUCCCCGCACGCCCACCUCAGUGGUACAGAGGCCGAGCCGGCCCACCCAGCACCUCCGCCUCGGGCACCACCCGUGUGUCAGUCGAUCCUGUUGUGUUUAUGGCGUCGCGUCCCUGCAGCCGGUCUGGCCGCCUGUGAUUGUGUCGACAGUCAGUGCUGGGCCCGGAGCCUCGGCUGCCCUGUCCUUCCUGUCCUCUCGCUUGUGUGCGUGUUCCUCAGAAACAAAUAA